Molecule: messenger RNA, 1236 nt
Organism: Rhinocladiella mackenziei CBS 650.93
Lineage: Eukaryota; Fungi; Ascomycota; Eurotiomycetes; Chaetothyriales; Herpotrichiellaceae
Exons: 4
Coding region: 1-1236 (411 amino acids)
Biological process (GO): translational elongation
Cellular component (GO): cytoplasm; nucleus
Molecular function (GO): translation elongation factor activity
Source: RefSeq, a predicted model, not a curated record
AUGUCGUUCGGAAAGCUUUAUGGCUUCAAGGACAAUGCUCGCUCCACUGCCCUCCUGGCCGUCGCAAAGGAGAACAAACUCGAUAUCGAGCUUGUUGAGACCCGUCCUCCCAACGUCGACACCGAAUACCUCAAGCUGAACCCUCUUGGUCGAAUUCCUACCUUCGUUGGCGCCAAUGGUUUCAUCUUGACUGAGAGCAUUGCCAUUGCCAUCUACUUCACUUCCCAGAACGAGAAGACCACUCUUCUUGGAAAGACAAAGCAAGACUAUGCUUCCAUCGUCCGAUGGAUGUCCUUCUCCAACUGCGAAGUCCUUCCCGCUCUCAGCGGCUGGUUCCGUCCUAUCAUCGGAAGAGAUCCAUACAACAAGAAGUCGGUUGAUGACUCAAAGGCCGCUGCACUCAAGGCUAUCCAAGUUUUGGAGCAACAUCUGCUUGUACACACUUUCCUCGUCGGAGAGCGUAUUACCCUUGCGGACCUCUACACCGCUUCUCAGAUUGCUCGCGGCUUCCAAUACACUCUUGACAAAGCCUGGCGCGCUGAGAACCCCAACGUUACUCGAUGGUACGAGACGAUCACCGCACAGCCAAUCUGGAAAGCCAUUGUUGAAUCACCAGUCAUGAUCGAUGAGUGCAUCAAGUACACUCCCCCAAAGAAGGAGCCCAAACCUGCCAAGGCACCAUCGGCAAAGGCAGAAAAGAAGCCCGCUGAGGACGAAGAGGAGGAUGAGCCCAAGCCAGAGGUCAAGGCCAAACACCCUCUCGAAGCACUCCCUAAACCCACUCUCAUCCUCGACGACUGGAAGCGCAAGUAUUCCAAUGAGGACACUCGUUCGGCGGCUCUGCCAUGGUUCUGGGAACACUACAAGCCAGAGGAAUACUCUCUGUGGAAAGUGGACUACAAGUACAAUGAUGAACUCACCCUGACCUUCAUGUCUUCCAACCUCAUCGGUGGCUUCUUUGCCCGUCUUGAGGCAUCCAGGAAAUACCUCUUUGGUUGUGCCUCAGUCUAUGGUGUUUCCAACGAUUCUGUCAUCCAGGGCGCCUUCAUGGUUCGUGGUGACGAGGCUCUUCCUGCCUUCGAUGUCGCUCCAGACUAUGAGAGCUACGAAUUCACCAAGCUCGACCCCAGCAAGCCUGAGGACAAAGCCUUCGUUGAAGACCAGUGGUCGUGGGACAAGCCCAUUGAGGUCAACGGCAAGACAUACGAAUGGGCCGAUGGCAAGGUCUUCAAGUAG